Saccostrea echinata is the source of this 1150-nucleotide messenger RNA. Its product is annotated as neuromedin-U receptor 2-like. Lineage: Eukaryota; Metazoa; Mollusca; Bivalvia; Ostreida; Ostreidae. Gene Ontology annotation, cellular component: membrane. Bases 125 to 1132 code for a protein of 335 amino acids. Gene Ontology annotation, molecular function: G protein-coupled peptide receptor activity. The record is from RefSeq and is a predicted model, not a curated record. The transcript has a single exon. Gene Ontology annotation, biological process: neuropeptide signaling pathway.
CUAAUUUAUUUUUAAUUGGAAUUUGAUUUUCAAGCAAGAAAGCCACCUUUGAAACACUUUUGGGAGCAGAUAUGAUAAGAAACAACAUAAAGGCUUGAACUGUUUCUGUAUUGUUUAAUAGAAAAUGAAUCCUCACCUCAAUCUAACAGAGCAAAACCGACUUAAGUUGUGGGAUAAUAUCAGAUUUGAUUCCUUUCUCCCGUGCACGGUUUACCUGUUCGUAUCUUUAACUGUGGGAGUUCCCGGGAAUAUUAUCGUGUUAUAUGUCUACGGAUUCCGUCUACGAGGUAGACACAAUGGUCGUUAUUUCAUUCCAUAUCUAGCUGUGGCGGAUCUACUGGCUCUGAUAUUAUCAGUGGCGUUACAUGCCAUGUCUAACUUCUUCCCUGUUACAUUCAAAUAUAAUGAACUGUGUAGCUGGAGUUUCACAUUGGCAUUUUUAACAACCAUUCUCUCCGCUUUCAUUCUUUUGAUAAUCUCGGUACAACGAUACCUGAAAGUAUGCAAACCAUUUGGUGGACAGAUGACUCUGUUUUGGAGGCGCAUGUCUUUGUUGCUUUCAUUAAUUUUAUCCAUUGGGCUUGCUAUUCCGUCGUAUUUUACAUUUGGAUCAGAGAAUGUAUACAACGAAGAACUGAACGUGACAGGAAGUGCUUGUCGAAGACUUACCUCUACAACCCAAACAGCGUCUUUAAUCCACAGUGUCAUCUGUGCUUUGUUUAUGUUAGCUGAAGCAAUUGCACUCACCAUUCUAUAUGCAGAAAUAGCCAAAGUCAUAUUUCGACGGAAGAAGGAACCUUUGUCCACAUUUUAUCAGGCCAACUCAAAAGAAAAUGACAAGAAAAAGAACAAUAAUGUCUCUUUGAUGUUUAUGAUUAUUACAAUAAUCUUCAUUAUAUCUUUCAUAACAAGACUUGUUACGUUUAUUUUGGAGAGUGCAAUAGUUGGAAUUUGGGAGAGACUCUCUGUUACAGAAUAUGGCGUUGUUAGAAUGAUUGAGUUAUUUUAUAUCAUUAACCAUUUGGCGAACCCUUUUAUUUACGCUUUUAUGGAUGAUAAAUUCAUAUCAGAACUCAAAAUUGGACUGUUUUGCAAAACAAAGCUGGAAACAGAUACGCCAGAAAAUACAUAGGUGUCAUAACAUAGUAAU